UCUCUCGCUGUGGGGAGUGCAGUGGAGGAGAGGCGAGGACACGCUAGUGCUCAUCAAAACACUUUUACCUGUUUUCUGCGGGAUUAAAGUAACAACCGAAGCAGGGAGCUCCUCCACAGCAAUGCUCCGGAGCCCUCAGUGAAAUCCGUCUCGGUUGACUCGUGUGAAGAGGCUUUACGCUGGCCGGAACGAAGGACUCGGCGGAUCUGGAUAGACUGACGGUCUGCCGGCCGAAAGCAUGACGACGGACGUGGUGAUCGUGAAGGAGGGAUGGCUCCACAAGCGAGGAGAGUACAUAAAGACGUGGAGGCCGCGGUAUUUUUUGCUGAAGAGUGACGGUACGUUUAUCGGCUAUAAGGAGCGUCCGCAGGACGUGGAUCAGCUGGAGACGCCGUUAAACAACUUCUCCGUGGCACAGUGUCAGCUGAUGAAGACGGAGCGACCCAAACCCAACACAUUCAUCAUACGCUGCCUGCAGUGGACCACUGUCAUUGAGCGCACCUUCCAUGUGGAGAGCCCCGAGGAGCGGGAGGAAUGGACCAAAGCCAUCCAGACUGUGGCCGACAGUCUGCAGAAACAACAGGAGGAGAUGAUGGACGCGUCUCCAGACCACAUGGACAUGGAGAUGUUUCUGACCAAACCUCGGCACAAAGUGACUAUGCAUGACUUCGAAUACCUCAAACUGCUGGGAAAAGGCACUUUUGGGAAGGUGAUUCUGGUGAAGGAAAAAGCAACGGGAAAAUAUUACGCCAUGAAGAUCCUCAAGAAAGAAGUGAUUGUAGCCAAAGAUGAAGUGGCUCACACACUCACAGAGAACCGUGUGCUGCAGAACUCCAAACACCCCUUCCUCACGGGUCUGAAAUACUCUUUCCAAACCCACGACCGUUUGUGUUUCGUGAUGGAGUAUGCAAACGGAGGAGAGCUUUUCUUCCACUUGUCGCGGGAUCGGGUUUUCUCGGAGGAUCGAGCGCGUUUCUACGGAGCGGAGAUCGUGUCUGCGCUGGAUUACCUGCAUUCAGAGCGAAACGUGGUCUACAGGGACCUGAAGCUGGAAAACCUGAUGCUGGAUAAAGACGGUCACAUAAAGAUCACGGAUUUCGGUUUGUGUAAGGAGGGAAUCACAGACGGAGCCACGAUGAAGACCUUCUGUGGGACUCCAGAGUAUUUGGCUCCUGAGGUGCUGGAGGACAAUGACUACGGGCGUGCGGUGGACUGGUGGGGUUUGGGUGUGGUGAUGUACGAGAUGAUGUGCGGCCGACUGCCCUUCUAUAACCAGGAUCACGAGCGUCUGUUUGAGCUCAUCCUGAUGGAGGACAUCCGCUUCCCUCGAACGCUCGCGCCCGAGGCCAAAUCCCUGCUGUCCGGCCUGCUUAAGAAAGACCCUAAACAACGGUUAGGUGGCGGCCCGGAUGACGCGAAAGAAAUCAUGCAGCACAAAUUCUUCACUGGAAUCGCGUGGCAAGAUGUUUAUGAGAAGAAGCUGGUUCCUCCGUUCAAACCGCAGGUGACGUCAGAGACAGACACCAGAUAUUUUGACGAGGAGUUCACAGGACAGACCAUCACCAUCACUCCGCCGGGACAAGAUGACAGUAUGGAGUCGUUCGACAGCGAGAGGAGGCCGCACUUCCCACAGUUCUCCUACUCGGCCAGCGGAACGGCGUAAAAUCUCGGGUCUGGUCCAUCGGUUUCACCCUCCCUCACCGACACCUCAGCUACAAGAUUCUCCCCCGUCACAGAAACAGCACAACUGCUCUGAGAUCAGACGUUUACCACAACUGUACCAGACCCACACUGUUUACCACGUCUGGAUCUGUGAUGUUUCUCCGUUUCACGUUGCUUCUGUGGCCUUUGAUUUCAUGAUGUUUUCUGAGGAUAUGAGAGGGAACACUAACAUUUCCACUCAAACUUGCCAAAUUAAUACCGAUUCAUUACGAACCGACUGUGUAGCACUUCUUUAAUCUGGAGCGAUAGUUCUAUGCCAAAUAUUACUGUAUUUACAUUCAAAAACACCAGUUUUAUGAACUGACCAAUUGAAACGUACAAAAGGAACAGCAACCGCUUUUAUAUCAAUAUAUAGAAUUCGGCUAAAUUUGUAAUUGUGCACAAUGAUUGAAGCGUGUCUCGACCCCCGAAGUAUUUUUGGACUAAAUUUCACUUGCAUUUGCAUCGAAUGUGCAAUAUAGUAGAAAUAUAGAUAAAUUAUUUUUUGUAAUUAUUAAAAUGACUGAAUUCAACCUAACUAGAAAUUAACUUAUUAAACCCCCCACCAAUAUAGGAAAGGUGUGAAACCUGUCUAGGACAUUUCUGAAUCGUAUUUCACCUGAAAUAAGCCAUUCUAUUUUGCUUUAAGAAAAUGAAGCCUGUUUUUAGGAUCAAAAAUGAUGGUAUUAUGAGAAUAAACGAAUGCAUGCAUGAGCACGAUAACGCCAGACACUGCAGGUGAAUAACGACGCAGGUGAUUAACUAAUAGUUAUCACCUUACUUACCCAGUUGAUUGAUUACACUGAUAAUCGCAAACAUUUUUUGUAUUACAAGUUUUCUAAAAUGUUAGGUUUAAAUUGCAAAUGAGGCAUUACUUAAAGGAGUCAUCGGAUGCCCAUUUUCCACAAGUUGAUAUGAUUCUUUAGGGUCUUAAUGAAAAGUCUUUAAUAUACUUUGGUUAAAAAUUCUCAAUGGUUGUGUAAAACAACACCCUUUUUACCUUGUCAAAAUGAGCUCUGCAAAAAUCAUCUCAUUCUGGCCAAGGCUGCUUUAAAUGCAAAUGAGCUCUGCUCGCCCCGCCCCUCUCUUCUCUCUGUGGAGUGACGAGCUUGUUUAUUUUAGCCACAUUUAGCGAACUGGAAUCACAAACCAGGCUGCAUUCGAGCCUUCAAGGCAUUUUGAGCGCACAACAUCAUAAAGUAACUAACUUUAACAAAUGUUACAGUAUCCACUGUAGUUGUCUGUUAGUAAAAAUAUAGUUUUAUCAGUUAUUAUCCGUGUUUCGCCAUUAUAUCGCGUUUACUACAGUUCAGUUUGUGCAUCAAGUAGCUGUGGCUGGUGUGACUGCGUGGGGGCGGGGCUAAUUUACAUAUUCAUCGAUCCGCGUAUAGUAAAUGAGGCAAGGGGGUGGAGUUACAUUCGAGCUGUUUGAAGGCAUGAGAAAAUUUUCACAAGAAAAAAAAAGUCAUUUUGAUUAUCAAAGAUUAGUUUUAAGGGAUACAAUUUUUGACUAAAAGGGGACUGUAGACAAAAAAAAAAAAGGGGAAUAAAA
Molecule: messenger RNA, 3253 nt
Organism: Labeo rohita (rohu)
Lineage: Eukaryota; Metazoa; Chordata; Actinopteri; Cypriniformes; Cyprinidae
Gene: akt1
Product: v-akt murine thymoma viral oncogene homolog 1
Exons: 14
Coding region: 239-1663 (474 amino acids)
Biological process (GO): protein phosphorylation
Molecular function (GO): ATP binding; protein serine/threonine kinase activity
Source: RefSeq, a predicted model, not a curated record